GACCUACAGCACAGCUCACGGCAACUCUGGAUCCUUAACCCACUGAGCGAGGCCAGGGAUCGGACCUGCAUCCUCCUGGAUACUAGUUGGGUUUGUUAACCACUGAGCCAUGACAGGAACUCUGAAGAAAACAUUUCAGAUACAGCCAAUUUUCUUGUUCCUCUGUUCUCUUACCCUCCAGGUAAAUACUGUCCUGAAGUUGGUGUAUGUCAUUGUCAAAUAUGCUCUGUACCUUUAUGACAGAUCAGGUAUUCAUGAGCAGUAUGGGCUGCUGUUUUUAUAUUAGACACAAAUAGUAUCUUCUAUAUAUCCUGUUUUCUUUAAAAAAAAAAAAAAAACCUAUGUUUUUGAUGUUAACUAUGUUGAUAAAGGAGGAGGACCUGAUUUGUUCAUCAUACCUAAUUUGCAGCCUAUAAUGUGAGUGGGUCCCCAUGCCGCUGAGCAACACGGCUGUGAUUAUUUGCAGUCUACUGUUACAUUCUAUGAGGAAGGCAUUCACUGCUGCAGUAAACAUCUGUCCUCUUGCCUGUAGGAAAGUGGGGGUUUGAGGAUGGAUACCUGGACUGGAAUUGCUAUACUGUAUGCCUUUUUCUUUUUUCUGUAUACUUUUCUUUUUGCUGGUCAUUCUCAGAAGCACAGUAUGAUGUGUGCAGUGUUGUGUGACACCUACCGUUGUCUCAUGUGUUUGUUUUCUGGAUCCUGCAGCAGGAUGCGAGCUUAAUAACAUCAGGGACUUUGUCUCUUGUUUAUUUCUUUGCCUGUCAUAUAAAUAUUUGUUAAAUGAAUAGAUAUUGUAUGAUUUUCUCAAAGCUGUGGGGUAGGUAGACCAGAUAAGUAGACUGUAAUGUCUAUUUUCCUAUGCCCAUUGUUCAGAGGAGCAAACUGAAGUGCAGAGACCAGCUGACUUUCUUAGGGUACACAUCGAGUUACAAAUAAAAGGAUUUCUUAUCUCUUGGUUUUGUUCAAGCCUAUUUUAAGGUACAUGUUAGGAUUUACAGUUUUUCUAAACGAUAAGUUCUUGUAAAUCAGAGUCUGACAAAAUUAGCUUUCCAACUUUCAAAUGUUUAUUAAAUAGUAGUGUAUGUGGAGUGCUCUGAAAAUUUAAAAGUCCGAAAAGUCAGGUCAAGAGUGGUCUGAGCUGGGGAGACUCAAGCCUUAUGCCACUUAGUGCUUGGCACGAAGAUGCGGCGGCAUUUAUGUUUGUGGAAUGAAUGAAUGAGCUCUAUCACUCUGGAUGCUUUCACUCCUGCUGUCUCUGUGGGAGACCCGUGGGCAGUAAACAGUUAAGAAGAAAAAGCCAAAGGAGAAGACAUGAAGAAUAGGUGGCCCCUGAAAUCCUGCUUUCCCGGAAGGCAGCGGGCCAUAUGUGAAGAGCUCAGGCUAGGUGAGAAGAUGUUCCGGGGGUAACUUAGUGGAAGCCCCUAUAGAGAAAAUAAGCACCUAAACUUUGGAUCUUGGAACAUAGCUACUCUCCAUAGAGCCCAAUCAAGGAAAAGAUCACAUUAGGACCCUGCUGGUGGUGGAGCGCCUCACAGCUCUUAGCUCCGGUGGUAGAUGGGGAGGAAGGGGGCUUACUGUGGACCAGGCACAGAGCCAAGCACUUUAUGGACACCAUCCCAUGAACCCCCUCCCAACCCCAUGAAGUUGGUGGCAGUAUCCACAUUUUAUAGGUAAGGAGACUGAGACGCCUAGCAAGUUAGUUACUUAGAUACUAAGUUAACAGAACUGGGAAUUUGAACCUAGGUCUACCUUCCUCCACUCCUAGACCAAUUUUCCUUUGGAGCAGAAGGAAAUGAAAGCCCAAUUCACCCAACAUAUGUAGAAAAUUAAGAAAGAAAAGGCUCCUGGAACCAAAUCUGCUUGGGUGGGUUAAGAAUCUGGAGUUGUCACUGCCGUGGCUUGGGUUUGACCCCUAGUCUGGGAACUUCUGCAUGCCGAGAGCAAGGCCAAAAGAAGUACAUCUGCUCAGCUGUCAGGCCUCUCCAUAAGGGAAGCCUGCAGCAGCCCCGGUCAUAUCCAGAGGCUGACUCUCUUGCCCGUGAGUUAGGGUUGAUUGUUUUCAAGAAUUUGAUGUGUUUGUAUUUCAGGGACGGAAUUCAAGCUUCAGCAUUGAGGUAUGCAUCUGAAAAGUGUCGUAGUUCUCACACUCUUCAUGGGAGAAGUGCAGGCCUGGUGCUUGCUUGGAAAAUUAUAGUGUGUUGUCAGAUUUUUUGCUGAUAAACUGAUUUCCUGGAGUGUGAUUGGGUUUCUCUCCCACGCUAACCACCUUGUUGUAUUUCUUGCUGUGGUUUACGAUGGCCAUAAGAUGGUGCUGCAGCUUCACCGUCAGCCUUGGGAAAGACUUAGGGGAGAAAGAAGCCCGCCUGCAGUUGUGAGGCUAAUUGGGGCAUCAGCAGGGUCUCAGAAGCACUGCGCAGGAGCCGAGACUUUAGGGCUUCUUAGUGCCUUCCCUUUGGGGUGGGCAUUUUGCAGGUCUCCAGGGGAGGUGGGUAGGCUUAUGCAGGCUAUUUCUCUCUGUGGUUCAGUCUGGAUCCUUUUGGUAUAGAAUAAAUAGCUUCAACUGACCUUCCACUUCAUUUGGAGCCCUUCAGGCUGUGGUGUUAUCUCACCUGCCAGUCGCCAUACUAAAAAAUGGGAGUGGGCAGAGCCCACUGGCACAGCAGGGUAGUUUUCGAGUCCAAUUUUUUAGAUCUUUAAUUCAGACUUCCUUCCCUCUGCAAUUUGAGUAAAAACCAUCUGGGCCUCAUUUCAGAGACUUCCUAUCUUAUUCCCAAGUGGCAAGAGUUAUUGUUUUGUUUGAGUCCUGGGUCAGUGUGAGUCUAGUUGCCAAUUCAGAACAGUGGGAUUUCUUCCUCUUUCACGUAACUGAGUACAGGCUCCCAUCUCUGCUGCAGUUAGAAGGCAGUGUAAUGAGGGGUUGAAGUUACAAGUUUUAAACAGGAGUUCAUGUUCUGGCUUUGGCACUUACAAGCUGUGUGGCCUUGAGCAAAUGAAUCAACUUUCUGAGACUUCCGUUUAUUUACCUGUAAAGUGUGAAAUAAUAGUUUGACCUCACUUGGUUACUGUCAGAAUUAAAUGAGACAAUUCAUAGCUUAGCACAAGGUAAGGCACAUAACAAAUGCUAAAAAAGUGUUAGCUGUCAGCAGCAGCAAUAAUUACUGUUAAACAUUCAUGUCAACUCUUUCAGCAGAAAUGCUGCUUCUCUGUUGACUUUGGAAAUGGUAUCCUUUUUACUGAGCAUCCAUACACUCAAAACCGUUUUCCAGGUUUCUCCUCCAGCAGAAUUAACAGAAUUCUCUAAAAAGGAGGGAAAUAAAUGCUACAGGAGGCUAGAUCUUUAAAGUUUGUAUUUCUUUUUGUAACUAGAGGAUUAGGCUCUCGUUUCUGCCCUGAAAAAACUGAGGUUGUUACUCCUGCUUGCUAUUUUCUUUUGGACAUCCUGGUGCAGCCGUUGGAAGCUAUUUCCCUUCACAGUCUGGGGGCCAUAACUGUGGCGUCCUCAGCCCUGGUGCUUCUCAGCCCUUCUCUUCCUGAUUGGUACCAGCCGUUGGUUUGCUUUCCCCCUCUUUCUCCUCCUCCUUCUUCACGUUACCUUCUCUCGUGGCCUCUCUUCUUUCCCCUCCCUUUUUCAUUUACUCUUACAUCCCCUCCCUCCCUCCCGCCCUCCCUAAAUCCUUCCCUCCCAUGGUUUCCAGCUCCUUUUUGCUUUCUGUUUGUGUUUCUGAGGGCAGUGCUCCAAUUACCUCAUAUUUGGAGAGAGGAAGCUGUAGCCAAUCCGGUUUCUGUCUGCUUUUAGGUCAAGUGAUUUCUGAACUGCAGUGAGAUGCUUUGAAUUUGUCUUGUUGCAGCUCCCAGCCUGUAAGAUGGCUGUCUGAAUCGGCAGCGGCUGGAAGAGACAGAGAGAGGCGGGGAGGGAGGGAGGAAGAAUUGGAGGGAUCGCCGGCACAGUGCGUGUUUUUAAAUGUGCAUCUAAUCCGAUGAAGCCAAGGUUGGGAUUUCUCUGGGACCCCAGGACUGGCUUAGCUGCGUUUUUUGCCAAGAUUAGGAAGGAAAGCAAUGGGAAAUUCACUGGGCUGCGUUAAAGAGCCGAAAGAUUCAAUAGCUAUUCCUGAGAAGGCUCCCAUAUCUCCUAAGAAAAGGGUUCGGUUCAAAAGGAAGUGGAGGGGGAAGAAAACCCCUACUCCAGAGGCACCUCGUGAGCAAGAACCCUUGCAAGGAACUGGAGCCGUUGAAGAGGCUGAAGCCCUGACGAAGUUAACAGUGAGUCUCCAAAAGGAGGAAGGAGUGGGAGGGGUAGAGCCAGCUCCCCCAGACAUUUUACUGCCCGGGGACUCGGCCCCCAACUCAGGCGUGGGAGAUCAGGGGAUGAUCGUGCAGGUGAAAGAGAGGUUCCAAGAGGAGAUCCAGACCGCUCACCUUUUGUCGGAGAAUGAGUCAUCAGUCGCCGGAGGGGUCUGGGAUUCCCUGGGAGAGGGGAUGAUGGUCAUCGCUCGCCUGCUUGAUAACCCAGCAGAAAAGAACUGUGAGAAGUCAGUGAGCCAACUGGUGGAAUUUCCGAGGACAGCAUCCUGCAGCAGCAGGGCUGUGCUACUGCCUUUGCAAGGAGGGACUGCAGUGGAGAAAGGAGAUACUCAGCUUGGAUUUGGGAGCAGCACUUUCCACAGGACAGACUACUCCACUGAUACAGGAAAUCAAGACCAUCUUUCUGAGUGCUGGAGUGUGGGGGGAGGAACCAAGAGUAUUUUAAGUAGCCCUCAGUCAGGUUCCUGGAUUGCAGAAGGUUCUGUUCCUUCAUCACUGCUGGACCGAUCGAGGGUCCAGAGCCGCACAGAGCCUGCUCGUGUGGGUCAAGUGCCCCGCCAGCUCCCCAGACCGCCUACCUCUCAGAGUGAUUUAUCCAUCAGUGGCAUGACUGUGAACAUCUUGCCUUCUUCCUCCGGCUAUGGCAGCGAUGGGCUGCACUUACGUGGGGUCCAGCCUAAAGAUACAGAGCCUGAAAAGAGCUCCACAUCCUUCUCAGAAGAGGAUGGCACCCUUUCUUUGGAGGCAAGCCUCCCCCUUAUGGGGUCUGGAGGAGGUGGGCAGGCACAUUCAAGGGCUGGUCUAAGAGUGGUUUGCAUUACUGGCCACCAACUUAGGAAAGUGGAACACAGUGAACAGUGAGGAUCUUAGUGCUUCUUCCCAACUUUACUUGGAUGUCAGGUGCUGGGAGUUAGUAGCUGUUGUGCUAGGCAAGCAGAUUCUAUUUCAGGUCUGCCCCUUGAUGCUUGAAACCAUCUUGUGUCCCUGGGGAAUCCCUGACUCCAGGUAACCAUGCCACAUAAUUGCUCGAGCUAUGUGGUUGGGGUUAUCUCUCAAGGUGCAGUGCUAGGUAAUACUUAACUCUUUAGCAGGUCUAUUGAUCAGCUUCCUUGCUAUAAGAAGUGGUGUGGCACCAAGAGGCCCAGCUGAACCUCUGAAAUGGGUGUCAAAGUUGGGGGGGUGGUCGGAGUGUCGAGGGGGUGAGGGGUGAGCCACUGUCUUCAUUGUGAUUGCUCCUCCCCCAGAGGGUGAUGCUCUUACUGGAGCUGAUGUAAUCCCUCUCCCAAGGGAACACUGCUAAUGACAGCACCCAUUCAGCGUUUGUGCAGGUGGAGCAGCUAAGCCUCUUGUGGUUCCUAAUUCCUAAUGAGGAGAGGGGCAUGGAUUCAUCCGGAGAUGAGUCCAGAGCCGGGAGGGGUACAGAAGGGGGGUUAGGGCAGUUUGAAGGUUCAAGGCCAGAAAAAGUUUGUUUUCUGAUUGGAUUUGUUUAUGGCCCUAACAUUCUUUUUUUUGUGAGGUAUUUUCUAUAAGUGGAGGUGGUGGUAGUGAUAGGUGUUGAGUGCUAUGAAUGUUUUUAGGGGUCAGGGAAUGAGUGAGACUUCAGGAGCUCUGGCUACUGAGAGGGGAGGGGACUCAGCAAGACCCUGGGUGGCACAGGUCUGGUCUGGCAUAUACAGGUGUGAUUGUGUAGGUGACUGAGGUUAUAAUUCAUCAGUGACUGCAGAACUUUUGUGGGCACAUCAGUCUCUGCAGCAGAAAUAAAAACUUUAGGUCCCAGAGCAGCAAGAGGUGGAAGACAGAGCAGAGCGUUUUCCUUGCUGGGCUGUGGACAGCUGCCCUGAUGUCUUCGGAGCAGAUGGUAUGGUCCAACUACUGGUGGCUGGCUUAUUGCCAACAAUGAGAAUGGGGAGAGAUGCAUUUUUUUUUUU
Phacochoerus africanus (Common warthog) is the source of this 6230-nucleotide messenger RNA. RefSeq lists its product as uncharacterized. The transcript has a single exon. NCBI's taxonomy places the organism in Eukaryota, Metazoa, Chordata, Mammalia, Artiodactyla, Suidae. The record is from RefSeq and is a predicted model, not a curated record. The coding region runs from base 4057 to 5163 and encodes 368 amino acids.